Mytilinidion resinicola is the source of this 891-nucleotide messenger RNA. RefSeq lists its product as uncharacterized. The coding region runs from base 1 to 891 and encodes 296 amino acids. The transcript has a single exon. NCBI's taxonomy places the organism in Eukaryota, Fungi, Ascomycota, Dothideomycetes, Mytilinidiales, Mytilinidiaceae. The record is from RefSeq and is a predicted model, not a curated record.
AUGAACCGGCGAGACAUGCAAGAGCUACGCGACAAGUUCGACGAGUUUAGUAUGUUUCUGCAUUCUUCGAGCGGAAGUGUAUUUGAAGAUCCGGCGUCGUUGCAGAUCGAAACAAACUCGUCCAUCAUGCAAAGUCAUAAUGAUCAAGUAGAAGAAGGAGCAAACGUUACACCAGGCUCCACGGGUAAUGAUGGAUCGGAUAGUACUGAGGUUGAGGGCGAGGCAACUCUUGAUCAUAUUGAAGUUGAAGAUAUAUUCGAAGACGCAUUAGAGCACAUUGACGCAGAUCUAUCCGACUCCCUAUCCACCCUAGUCCACUCGGACGAAGAACUUGGCAGCUUGAAGCACUCUCUGAGCCUGAAAGAGAGCUCCGUCGCCCUAUUUGCUUCCGAUUGCUCUCAGAUAACAACACGACGUGGUGCAAUACCAGUCGGACUCGGCUUUCUCCAUUGGAGCACCACCAAUCAUAUUGAGCGCCGACCAAAUGGAGAUGUCCGUAGAUCCUCAUACCAUACUACCUUCCGGUUCCUCCCCUCCUUGUCAAUAUACUCUGGCGGCCUCCAGCUGCUGUGCAAAUGGAACAGCAUCUACGGCGGUGUCCGGAUACCAUGGGGUACUCUACGCCCGGUGAGCCGGGUGCCGGAUGAUGCACCAAUUAUCAAGGCAGUCCAGCGCGGUCAUCUUGUCAAGGUGAUCGAGCUUAUUUCGUGUGGGCAAGCUUCAGUGCAGGAUGUUGAUACAUCCGGGAAGGGCCUGAUAGAGCAUGCCAUCUUUCUGGGAGUCUUUACUCUGGAUCGAUUAUUCAUUACCAAGUCAGUCCUCAUACUAGCUCAGUAUUUGGUCAAAUGCGGUGCUGAGCCUGCAAAGGCAAUGUCUGCGAUUUACGAUUAG